AUAUAGCGAAAUGGUGACGUAACGUUACAGUUAGAACGUGACAAGGGCGGCGCGUGACGCUGCCAGACGAACAGACCCGCGCUAGCGUUGUGCCUUUGUACCGCGGUGCUGCAUCAUGUGCUUCAUGGCAACCCGGUGCGCGUAGCUCUGCUAGCUAAACGUUACGGUGCGGUUCAUGCUCGUAAACAAACAAGACUGUUGGUUCUCAUCCGUGGUCCCUGGUCAGCUGGGAAGUUGGCCGUCUUAAAAUCAAGAAAUAAGUUACAUCAUUCAUAUUUGAGUCUUUCGUUUGUUUCCACCUCCUCCGCCUGUAAAGUCGACUGUGAUGGCCAAGCUCCAAGGCUUCGAGUUCUGGAGGAAGACCCUGAAGGAGGCCCGCUUUGUGGUGGCCCCCAUGGUGGACCAGAGCGAGCUUGCUUGGCGCCUGCUGAGCCGCCGUCACGGCGCCCAGCUCUGCUACACCCCCAUGCUGCACGCCCAGGUCUUUGUUCGCGACGCCAACUACAGGCGGGAAAACCUGUACAACGAGGUGUGUGAGGAGGACCGACCUCUCAUCACACAGUUUUGUGCCAACGACCCGGAGGUGUUCCUCCAGGCUUCUCUCCUGGCCCAGGACUACUGCGACGCCAUCGACCUCAACCUGGGCUGUCCGCAGAUGAUCGCUAAAAGAGGACACUACGGAGCUUUCCUCCAAGACGAGUGGGAGCUGUUAGAGAAAAUGGUCCGGUUGGCGCACGAGAAGCUCUCGGUGCCCAUCACAUGCAAGAUCCGUGUGUUCAAGGAGCUGGAGAGGACGGUCGGCUAUGCCCAGAUGCUGGAGAAAGCUGGGUGUCAGCUGCUCACAGUGCACGGCCGAACCAAAGAGCAGAAAGGGGCUUCGACGGGCAUCGCUAACUGGGAGCACAUCGCGGCAGUACGGAAGGCAGUGAACAUUCCAGUGUUUGCUAACGGUAACAUUCAUCACCUGAGCGAUGUGGAGCGCUGCAUUCAGGAGACGGGGGUGCAAGGAGUCAUGAGUGCAGAGGGGAACCUCCACAACCCGGCGCUGUUUGAGGGAUGCAGUCCCCCCAUAUGGGAGAUGGCAGAGGAAUACCUGGAUGUGGUGAAGGAGCACCCCCCCUGCACUCUGUCCUAUGUACGAGCACACCUCUUCAAGCUCUGGCACCACACACUACAGAUCCACCAGGACCUGAGAGAGGAGCUGGCCAAGGUGAAGACCAUCGAGGGGUUGGCCGGGGUCAGCAAACAGCUGCGGCUGCGCUGCCAGGAGGAGAUUGCCAAAGGAAAGGACGCAGAGGAGAAGGAGGGCAGCCUGCCGUUCCCUCACUGGAUCUGCCAGCCCUACGUCAGGCCAGCGCCGAAGGAACCGGAGGUCAACGGCGACGGCAAAAUCUCAGAGGUGAAGAAGGCGGUGUGUCAGAAGAGGGCGCUGGAGGACUUUGACGCAGCGGCCGACACUCUCUCCAAAAACAAGCAGAAGAAGAGAUCCCGAAACCCGCACAAGAACUUUUGUCCCGAGCACAAGCCAGCCAAGUACAUCAAGUGUGAGCAGUGCGGGAACCCAAAGGGCAAUAAAUGUGACUUCAACCUUUGUCGAAGCUGCUGUAAGAAGAAGGCCUUCAAGGAGGUGGCUGACUGCCCAAGCCACGGGUUGAGGUUCAAAACCAGGGCUGAGAAAAAGAAAGCUGAGGAGGAGGAGAAGAAGGGCUCGGCGGCAGAGACGGAUACGAGUGCAGCGCUGCAGGAGCAGUCCGAGGCACGGCUGCUACUAUGAGCAGGACCGAGUCUGCCUCCACAUGCACAAACUGUACUCUAGUUUCCGCACUCGGCCCUCAUGGCUCAAGAGUCCUGCUUCCGGAACAUUUCUCUGACCAUUAGACAAGUCGAUGCCCUGUAAACAUUUUAACCUACAAAAUUCUAUCACAGUGUGAACCCUGCUGCAAGGCUACUGUUGGACCUACCUUGAUGCAUGCUUCUGGAUGAUGAUUAAAAAGGAGGUAAUUCGAUUGGUUUGUGCAUGCUGAGGGAGCCAAUCAUGACUAUUCAGAUGUACGAAAUAGAAGAGACUCUUUUUGGAUGGACAUCAAUCAGCAGAUAACCAUAAAGUAACAAAUCACAUCUUAUUUUCAACAUAAUGGAUCAGCGUGGGAUUUAUUUCCUCCUUUUUUCUGAUGGGACAGUUUGGAAGAUUUUCUCUACUCAUUUUAUUUUUAAGACAAGUAUUUAGCCUUUAAAAACCAUUAAGCUAAAGUUUGCAUUUUCCGCCUCUUUUUGUCUGGGUGAAGUCAGGGUUGCUUGCAUUUUGGGCCUUUUUGGCCAGAACUUCCGCUGCUUAUUAAGAUAUGCAAAGAGGUAGCACCAUCAAGGUGGUGCUCAGCGGCUAAGACAGCUGUGUAAUUGUGCAUGCGCUGUUUUUUAUUUUAAUUAUUCCCUGUAUAUUAAAGUGUUCAGUCUGACUUGACUGAGGAGCACAAAUCCUCGGGGCUAGCUUAGCUCUAUGAAAAGACAUUGUUCACUAGCUUACUUGCUAACGAGACAUUUACUGCAGGAUAGCGGUUUAGAAGUGAUUCUAGUCUUUGUGCUAACAUGGCCUCAUCUCACUUAAAGCCCCCUGAAAUGUUUUGAGAACUGCUCCUCUGACUUUUUUUUUGUUGAACAUAAUGUCAUUUUAAGAAAAUGAUCUUUUUAAGUUUUACUAUGGAACCAUCUCCAGCUUUUAAAAUUGCAAUUGCUAACUUUUAUUAAAAUCCCAUUUUGUCA
Messenger RNA from Pungitius pungitius (ninespine stickleback), 2760 nucleotides. It is a transcript of the gene dus1l, whose product is annotated as dihydrouridine synthase 1-like (S. cerevisiae). The record is from RefSeq and is a predicted model, not a curated record. Gene Ontology annotation, biological process: tRNA processing. NCBI's taxonomy places the organism in Eukaryota, Metazoa, Chordata, Actinopteri, Perciformes, Gasterosteidae. The coding region runs from base 326 to 1774 and encodes 482 amino acids. Gene Ontology annotation, molecular function: tRNA dihydrouridine synthase activity; flavin adenine dinucleotide binding. The transcript is spliced from 14 exons.